Molecule: messenger RNA, 1176 nt
Organism: Fomitiporia mediterranea MF3/22
Lineage: Eukaryota; Fungi; Basidiomycota; Agaricomycetes; Hymenochaetales; Hymenochaetaceae
Product: mitogen-activated protein kinase
Exons: 13
Coding region: 1-1176 (391 amino acids)
Biological process (GO): stress-activated MAPK cascade; cellular response to oxidative stress; protein phosphorylation
Cellular component (GO): cytoplasm; nucleus
Molecular function (GO): MAP kinase activity; ATP binding
Source: RefSeq, a predicted model, not a curated record
AUGUCUUUCGUCAAGCUCAGCAUCUUCGGCACGUCCUUCGAGGUCACCACUCGCUAUGUGGAUCUCCAACCAGUUGGAAUGGGCGCUUUCGGCCUUGUGUGUUCGGCCAAGGAUCAACUCACGGGCGCAUCUGUCGCCGUCAAGAAGAUCAUGAAACCCUUUAGUACUCCUGUACUCGCCAAGCGGACAUAUCGAGAAUUAAAGCUGUUGAAGCACAUCCAACACGAGAACAUAAUCAGCUUGAGUGACGUAUUCAUCUCGCCUUUGGAGGACAUCUACUUUGUCACUGAGCUGCUUGGCACUGAUCUUCACCGGCUUUUGACCUCGCGACCGUUGGAAAAGCAAUUUAUUCAGUAUUUCCUCUACCAAAUUCUUAGAGGUCUCAAAUACGUGCACUCUGCCGGGGUGGUGCAUCGUGAUUUGAAACCGAGUAAUAUUCUCGUCAACGAGAACUGUGAUCUUAGGAUCUGUGACUUUGGGCUUGCUCGAAUUCAAGAUCCUCAGAUGACUGGCUAUGUAUCGACACGCUAUUACAGGGCGCCUGAGAUCAUGUUGACUUGGCAAAAAUACGAUGUCGCAGUUGACAUUUGGAGCGCCGGAUGUAUUUUCGCAGAAAUGUUGGAAGGCAAACCUCUCUUCCCUGGGAAAGACCACGUUAAUCAAUUUUCUAUUAUAACUGAACUUCUUGGAACACCGCCUGACGAUGUAAUCGCAACUAUUGCAAGUGAAAACACUUUGCGCUUCGUUCAGAGCCUGCCGAAGCGUGAGCGCGUACCAUUCAAGCAGAAGCUGAAGUGCCAGGAUGAGUCUGCUCUCGACCUGCUCGAGAAGAUGCUCGUCUUCGAUCCGCGCAGACGUAUAAAUGCCACAGAAUCGCUGGCGCAUGAGUAUGUUGCGCCUUAUCACGACCCAACGGACGAGCCAGAGGCAUCGGAGAAAUUCGAUUGGAGUUUUAACGAUGCUGAUCUGCCGGUAGACACAUGGAAGGUUAUGAUGUAUAGUGAAAUUCUCGAUUUCCAUCAAGUCGGGGAGUCAACACUUUUAGAUGGAGACAAUAUACCCGAGGGGUCACUAGCUGGUCCUGACAAGGAUGGGGAGAUUGUAGGAUCGGGCCCGAGUAGUGUAGAGGAAGCUGCUGUGCCGACCAUACAGCCUUCAGCCCAAGCAGGGGCAUGA